This is a messenger RNA of Passer montanus (Eurasian tree sparrow), 2705 nucleotides long. It is a transcript of the gene AQP2, whose product is annotated as aquaporin 2. Gene Ontology annotation, molecular function: water channel activity. The record is from RefSeq and is a predicted model, not a curated record. Lineage: Eukaryota; Metazoa; Chordata; Aves; Passeriformes; Passeridae. Gene Ontology annotation, cellular component: plasma membrane; apical plasma membrane. The transcript has 4 exons. Gene Ontology annotation, biological process: transmembrane transport. The coding region runs from base 70 to 897 and encodes 275 amino acids.
UCACCCUCAGGGACACAGCAGGAGGUGGCACUGAGGACGCUGCGGGCAGGAUCGUUCCGGGGAGCAUCCAUGAUGUGGGAACUGCGCUCCAUCGCCUUCACCAGGGCCGUCCUUGCGGAAUUCCUGGCCACUCUGGUCUUCGUCCUCUUCGGCCUGGGCUCGGCCCUGAACUGGCCCUCGGCGCCGGCCCCCAGCACGCUGCAGAUCGCGCUGGCCUUCGGCCUGGCCAUCGGGACGCUGGUGCAGGCGCUGGGCCACGUCAGCGGCGCCCACAUCAACCCCGCCGUGACCCUGGGCUGCCUGCUGGGCUCGCAGCUGUCCCUGCUCCGUGCCCUCUUCUACGUGGUGGCACAGCUGCUGGGCGGCGUGGUGGGCGCUGCCAUCCUGCACGAGGUCACCCCGGCCAGCGCCCGCCAGGGCCUGGCCCUCAACAAGCUGAACAAUGAGACCACGACGGGGCAGGCGGUGACGGUGGAGCUGUUCCUCACCUUCCAGCUGGUCCUGUGCGUCUUUGCUUCCACAGACGAGCGGCGUGAGGACAACCUGGGCUCCCCUGCCCUCUCCAUUGGCCUCUCUGUGGCCGUGGGGCACCUCCUCGGGAUCCGUUACACCGGCUGCUCCAUGAAUCCCGCCAGGUCCUUCGCCCCCGCUGUCGUCGUGGGAGACUUCAGCGACCACUGGGUGUUCUGGGUGGGCCCCCUGAUCGGGGCUGCAGCAGCUUCCAUCCUCUACAACUACGUGCUGUUCCCUCAGGCCAAAACCCUCUCGGAGCGCUUGGCCAUCCUCAAGGGCUGCGAGCCCGAGCAGGACUGGGCCGAGCGCGAGGCGCGGCGGCGCCAGUCCGUGGAGCUGCACUCCCCCCAGACCCUGCCCAGGGGGAUGUCUGAGAAGGUGUAGCCAAACCUCUCCCUGGGCCGAGAGAGGAGCUGGAAACCUCUGGCACGGUUUUAGUGCUCGUCCAGAGGAGCAUCUCACCUCUCCCCUCUCUCCCUUCGUUUCUCCUGGGGCGCUGAAGUUGACUCCUCUCCCGGGGAGAUGUGCGCUGGUCCCACCCACCUCAUGUCCCCAGCUCCCCCCAUGCCCGGGGGGUUCUGAUCUGGGGGAGAGCCAGUAAAUCCCAACCCCGCAGGAACGAGGGAUCUCCCCAGGAUGCCCUCUUCCACGUCCCCCUCGCAGGACACAGAGCUUGGCCCAGGCUGUUCCCUCCCGGAGAGCUCCAAGGAGCCUGAAGAGUGUUCAUUACCCUGGGUGUGGAGGUUGCCACCCGAUGCCUCAUUGCUGCUGCGCUCUGCUCCCGUCUCGGGUCCCUGCUGGGCUCUUGGCUCACACACAGGAGCAGGAGCAGGAGCAGGAGCAGGAGCAGCAGCAGGAGCAGGAGCAGGCGCGCUCACUCUGAGCCAUGAGUCCCACACAUGACAGGUUCUGCUGUGAAAGGGACCAAAAUGCCAUUUCCCACCCGCCACGGGGCACAGAGGUGCUCCCACAGGGGCUUUCCUGGGAAGAUGGGACUGGAAGCGUGGCCAUGAGUCCCUGCAGGCCCCACUGGGGAGCACUUGCAAAUUCUCCCUCCUGUGAAACAACAAACCCGGGUUACAGCCCAAACUCAUACCCACCUUAUUGUUGGGCCAGGGUUGUCCUUCCUCUCUCUCCCUGAUUUUCCCUUCUUUCAUCUGGUCCUGUUCCCCUUGGACGCUCAGAUCACCUGGAACGAUUUCACAGCCAGCGUGUUCCAGGUGUGAAGAACCAGAAUCAUGGAAUGGGUUGGAUGGGAAGGGACCUCAAACCCCACCCAGUCCCACCCCUGCUGUGGGCAGGGACACCUCCCACUAUCCCAGGCUGCUCCAAGCCCCGUCCAACCUGACUGUGGACACUUCCAGGGAUCCAGGGGCAACCACAGCUGCUCUGGGAAAUCCAUUCCAGGGCCUCCCCACCUUCACAGGGAGGAAUUCCUUCUCAUCUCCAUCACUUGCUUCUCACAGCCCUUUUUCAUGGCUGCAUCACUCCAGACCCUCCAAACCCCUCCCACACCUUCCCUCUGCCCUCUCAGGACCUGGUCAUCGUCCUCAGCCUGGCCAAGGAAUUUGGGUUGGUCUUGGGUGAACUUUGCUCUUUCAGCCAUUGAUUUAACCCCAUUUCACUUGCUCUGCCCCAAGUUCUCCAUUCCCAGAGUGGAUCCCAGCAGUGUGUCCAGCAUUGCCCCACCAGUGUCAGCCCCACCAGGAUUUCUCUGGAAAAGGUGUUAUGGGAAUAUUCAGUGAGACUGGGCCCAAUUCCAAAUCAUAGGGGUGAUUUAUGGAUCAUUCUGGAUCAUUUCCCUCCCCCUGUUCCGACAGGGAACCCCUCACCAGAGGAUGCUCUUCACUCUGCUCCACUGGCACCAUCCCCUCCUCCCAUCAGAUCCAUCCUUGCCUUCCUCCCCGUGCUCUUCCUCAGAUGUUGGAGUGGCUGUUGCUGGAGGGGUGAGGAGGGAGCCCAGCUUUGAUCUGGCCCAGACCUGGUGUUUAUCCACAGCCAAUCCAUGCAAAUACCCGCAGAGGGCUUUGCCAAGGCAGCACUUCCAGCCCUGGUUUGAUCCACCCAAAACCAGGGAUUCUGCUUCCCUUUGCUCCUUGAUGGUGAAUUUGAAUUUUAGCUCAGAAGAGGCUUCUCAAAAAUUCCCUCUGUUCUCAGCAAUGGCAAUAAAUCAAUCCCAGUGUCAAAUUGUA